GAUUGGUAAAAAUGAGAGAAGAAGAAAAAUUAGCUUUUGAAGUUUAUACCUUCCUUGAUGAAAAAUGGGAUCAUCAGGUAUUCAAAAACAUUAAACAAAGUGAAGCUAGACAUGGAGAUUUGCUCAAAGGCGUGCUCGAUCAUUUCGGCAUCAAAGAUCCGUAUAUUGCUACUAAUGGCCAAUAUGCCAAUGCAGACAUGCAGAAACUUUAUCAGGAAUUGACCACCAAAGGUAGCCUAUCACUUAAAGAUGCUUUUACAGUAGGUGCCAUCAUAGAAGACAUGGAUAUUGCAGAUUUGGAUAUGCUAAUGGCCGCCACCACAAACAAAGAUUUACUCGGCGUCUAUGACAAUCUUAACUGUGGCUCACGUAAUCAUAUGAGAGCUUUCAGUAGACAAUUGGGCAAUAUGGAUGUGGUUUAUACACCGACUUACAUCAAUAAAGAUAGAUAUAUGGCCAUCAUCAACGGCGACCAUGAAGAAGGAAAUAAUAGCAUCGAAAGUCUUUUGACCGAACAAGAAAAAUCAGACCUUAUCUUCUUACGUCAAGAAGAAAAACUUGCCCACGAUGUGUAUGUUUAUGCUUAUCAAAAGUAUGGACACUUCGUAUUCAAUAAUAUUUCUAACAGCGAACAAACCCACAUCGACAAUAUGACUGGUUUGCUAAUUAAAUAUAAUGUAGUAGAUCCUGCAGCAGGUUUAGCAAAUGGUGUUUUUGCGGACAAUGAUUUGCAAGCACUUUAUAACCAACUCAUUACAAAAGUAGAUAUUUCAUUGAUAGACGCCUUGGAAGUGGGUGCAACCAUUGAAGAUUUGGACAUCAGCGAUAUCCAAAGAUUUUAUGCCAACACGACCAAAUCAGAUAUCCUUCGCGUUUACGAUGUACUUACUUGUGGAUCUAGAAAUCACUUAAGAGGAUUCACUGGUCAACUCAAACCUUUAGAUGUCACCUAUAGUCCUCAGUUCUUAUCAGCAAGUGACUAUCAAAACAUCAUCAAUGGCAGCCACGAAAACUGUGGAAAA
Darwinula stevensoni is the source of this 1022-nucleotide messenger RNA. NCBI's taxonomy places the organism in Eukaryota, Metazoa, Arthropoda, Ostracoda, Podocopida, Darwinulidae. The record is from the annotation of a GenBank genome assembly.